UGUUCUGUGUUCAUGGCUGACCAGUCAGAUGAAUGGAGGACCUCCCACAUCUGGAGUGGAUCCCUCCCAGAACCAGGGACAAUGGCAACAUUUACUUUGGAGAACGCCUCCCUCUGCAUGUCAGAACAAGCCCAACACAGCUCCAGCCACCAUCCAGACGAACUCCAGCUAUGGACAAGAUCCAGAUGACUUCAUGGACUGGACGGAGGGCCCCCAGAAGGAUAAGAACAAAAUUGGUCAAUGGCAGAAUAAAUACCCCUGUCGUCAGGUUGAGGAACCUAUGGACGUUGAUGUUGUGGGCAACAAACAUUUACCUCCAAAUAGGCCUCUCUCUGCAAGUCAGAACCAGCCCAACACAGCUCCAGCCGCCAUCCAGAAUAAGUCUUGCUAUGGACAAGGUCAAGAUGACUUCAUGGACUGGACAGAGGGCCCCCAGAAGGAUAAGAAGAAAAUGGGUCUAUGGGAGAAUAAAUACCCCUGUCAUCAGGAUGAGCAACCUAUGGACGUUGAUGUUGUGGACCACAAACAUUUACUUCCAAAUAGGCCUCUCUCUGCAAGUCAGAACCAGCCCAAUACAGCUCCAGCCACUAUCCAGAAAAAGCCCUGCUAUGGACAAGAUCCAGAUAACUUCAUGGACUGGACAGAGGGCCCACAGAAGGAUAAUAUGAAAAUCGGUCUAUGGCAGAAUAAAUACCCCUGUCGUCAGGUUGAGCAACCUAUGGAUAUUGAUGUGGACAACAAUCAAUCAAGAUUAAGUAGCAAAAACACAGUGAGUCCAAGCCAAUCAGCUGGUACAACCAAAACAACCGUCUGGCGCCGCUCAUCAAAAGCAGCUACUCGUUGGUCAUUCUCACAUCAGAACAAAGUGAAAUGUUGGCCAUACAGUCAGACAACCCGUAUCCAGGCAACCAGGCAACAGACACCAAAUGUCACGGCCUGAUUCCUUCUGAAACCCUGCCUGUCCCAGACAACGUACCUGCCUGCCGCCCAUCUGUCUCUCAAGCUCAUCGAUCUGGUACCGAACCUCUGCCUGUCCUCAACCACAUACCUGCCUGCCGCCCAUCUGUCCCUCAAGCUCAUCGAUGGUGUACCGAACCUCUGCCUGACCUCGACCACAUACCUGUCUGCCGCCUGUCUGUCCCUCAAGCUCAUCAAUGGUGUACCGAACCUCUGCCUGACCUCGACCACAUACCUGCCUGCCGCCCGUCUGUCCCUCAAGCUCAUCGAUCGUGUACCAAACCUCAGCCUGUCCUCGACCACAUACCUGCCUGCUGGCCGUCUAAAUAAACACUCCAUUUUGGCAUGUA
This is a messenger RNA of Esox lucius (northern pike), 1307 nucleotides long. RefSeq lists its product as uncharacterized. Lineage: Eukaryota; Metazoa; Chordata; Actinopteri; Esociformes; Esocidae. The record is from RefSeq and is a predicted model, not a curated record. The coding region runs from base 29 to 940 and encodes 303 amino acids. The transcript is spliced from 2 exons.